Molecule: messenger RNA, 1221 nt
Organism: Zasmidium cellare ATCC 36951
Lineage: Eukaryota; Fungi; Ascomycota; Dothideomycetes; Mycosphaerellales; Mycosphaerellaceae
Exons: 5
Coding region: 1-1221 (406 amino acids)
Biological process (GO): adenosine catabolic process; inosine biosynthetic process
Molecular function (GO): adenosine deaminase activity
Source: RefSeq, a predicted model, not a curated record
AUGGCGCCGAGCACGAGACCAUGCCGAAAGAAUGGAUCCAAAACGGUCGGUGAAAGAACCACUGCGAUGACGAGGAAAAGGGAGCUCUUAGCCGACGAGCGCGAGUCGGCUUGGGAUGAGCCGGCAAGACAACGUGCUUCGUCAUUAGAAGUGCAAGUCGGCGAAGUAAUUACCAAACUCAGAGAGCACGAGCGCUUCGAACUGUUCGGCAAUGUGGGCCGUGAAGAACUACCAAGGCCCGAUCAGCUGGACAUGGGCGGCAAGUUCUUGGUCAACAAGCAGCGAAUCGAGCGGAGCAUAAUUUUCGAAAUUGCCUGCCUCAUGCCGAAGGGUGCUCAUCUCCAUCUUUACUUCAACGCAGAGCUACCCGCAGAGAAGCUGUUCCCGUACGCACAACAAUUGAAGAACACGAUGUUCAUUCGGAGUAAACGGGCGCUACUGAAGCCUCAGGAUCUUGCGGAAACAGAAAUCCAGUUUAAUGUUCUGCCAAAAGACACAAAGACGGGCAAUAUCUUCACAGAGAAUUACGACAUCAAUUGGAAGAGCCCAGAAAAUGCAUCAUGGAUGAAGUGGACCGACUUUCGGGAGCAGUUUCCUGCAGACAUGACAUUCGGCGAACUGGACAGUGCGGAAUGCUGGGCUCCGGAGAAGAUGAUCAUUACACCCAACAAAGCGUACGCCGAGCAUCAAACAACCAACGGUGUCUGGGCGUGCUUCAACCAAGGUACCCGUGCGUUUAAGGGGCUUAUGAAUUAUGCGAGCGUGUAUCGCUGGUAUAUUGGAAACGCCAAAUGCUCAUGGACAAGUCAAGACCCAGCUGACGAUGGUGUGGGCAAGCUCGGCCACAACGAGCAGAUGGAGAUUGUCUGUGAGGAAGUCGAGAAGAAGAAGCAGCAGUACGGCGAUCGGUUUCCAUUCGGGCUCAAGAUCAUCUACUGCACACCUCGAAGCAUACCACACGCCAAGAUGAAGUCAGAGCUGGAAGACUGCAUCAAGUUGAAACUGGCGUAUCCUGACUUUAAUCUCUACGACGCACUGCUUCUCAAUGCCAAGCGAAUUGGUCAUGGCUACGCCCUGCUGAAGCAUCCCCACUUGGUCAAGAAGUACGCCGAUGCGAAGAUCUUUUUGGAACUGUGCCCUAUCUCCAAUGAGCUGCUAGAGCUUCUGGCCGCAGGUCUGCAUUGUACGUUGAAUGCCGAUAACCCGGCAUUGUACCGGUGA